Cimex lectularius (bed bug) is the source of this 1236-nucleotide messenger RNA. It is a transcript of the gene PCID2, whose product is annotated as PCI domain-containing protein 2. The transcript has 7 exons. Gene Ontology annotation, biological process: transcription elongation by RNA polymerase II; poly(A)+ mRNA export from nucleus; post-transcriptional tethering of RNA polymerase II gene DNA at nuclear periphery. The record is from RefSeq and is a predicted model, not a curated record. Gene Ontology annotation, cellular component: transcription export complex 2. Lineage: Eukaryota; Metazoa; Arthropoda; Insecta; Hemiptera; Cimicidae. The coding region runs from base 1 to 1236 and encodes 411 amino acids. Gene Ontology annotation, molecular function: double-stranded DNA binding; RNA binding.
AUGACAUCUUUAACUGAUUACUUGCGACAGAUCGACAUUUAUUGGAGUAACAGGAAUGGAAAACUGCUCGCUGACUGGAUGUCUCUUAGACAUUAUCAUGCAAAGAAUAAAAAUCUCGCUUCCGAGAAUCCUGAGAUGACAGUUAAUAAUUAUGUAUAUGAUCCAUUCAAUGAACUUGUUUCCUCCCACCUCAAGUGCAUCUACUGGUUGACAAAAGGGGAUGUUGAGAGAGCGCACAACGAGCAAAAUUUGCUCUUCCAAGGUUUUAUCAGGCUGUUGCAGUACUACAAGGAAGAAAACUGGCUACUGCCUUUGAUGCACACAUUAUGUCUGGAUCUUCGGCUUCUUGCAAACAAGGUAGACCAGCAGGGUAUCGGAUCAGGAGAGGAAGGUGAUGUUAUACCAAGGGGCAACAACAGCUCUGUUGUCAAACCAAGAGAGGCGUUGGAAAAAGCUGCAGAAGCAAUGAUGACCUGCUUCAGGAUUUGUUCCUCCGAUAACCGGUCAUCCGAACAAGACACCAAAAAAUGGGGAAUGCUAUCUCUGGUGAAUCAGCUCUUUAAACUGUAUUUCCGAAUUAAUAAAUUGCAUUUGAUGAAGCCACUUAUAAGGGCAAUCGAUUCAUCACCUUUCAAAGAUAAAUAUCCUCUGAGCCAGCAGAUAACAUAUAGAUAUUAUGUUGGAAGAAAAGCGAUGUUUGAUAGUGAUUAUAAAUUAGCUAAUGAAAGUCUGACGUUUGCUUUUCAAAAGUGCCACAAACAAUCAAAAAGGAAUAAACAUUUGAUACUCAUUUAUUUAAUCCCACUUAAAAUACUUUUGGGUUUCUUACCGAAAAAGGAACUCUUGGAAAAAUAUGACUUGCUCCAGCUUUGGGAGGUGGGCGAGGCCGUUAGGUCUGGUAAUGCUAGAAAGCUCAGCAAGGCCAUAGAAACCCAUCAGAACUUUUUCAUUAAAAGUGGAAUUUAUUUGAUACUCGAGCGUUUGAGACUUGUUACGUACCGAAACUUAUUUAAAAAAGUGUAUCUGAUUGCAAACAAUCCAGUUUUAACUUUAGAAGAUCUACUGAUUGCUCUGCGAUUUUCUGAAGGAGGUGACAUUGAGCUUGAGGAGGCGAAUUGCAUCCUUGCUAAUUUAAUACACCAGGGUAAAAUUAAAGGAUACAUAUCCCACACCCACCAGAAAGUCGUUCUAAGCAAAAUGGACGCUUUUCCCAGGCUCAGUACUCUAGGACAAUAA